Molecule: messenger RNA, 1115 nt
Organism: Saimiri boliviensis boliviensis (Bolivian squirrel monkey)
Lineage: Eukaryota; Metazoa; Chordata; Mammalia; Primates; Cebidae
Gene: FGF2
Product: fibroblast growth factor 2
Molecular function (GO): growth factor activity
Source: RefSeq, a predicted model, not a curated record
CCGGCCCCAGAAAACCCCGAGCGAGUAGGGGGGCGGCGCGCAGGAGGGAGGAGAGCCGGGGGCGCGGGUGGCUGGUGGGUGUCGGGGGUGGAGAUGUAGAAGAUGUGACGCCGCGGCCCGGCGGGUGCCAGAUCAGCGGACGCGGUGCCCGCGGUUGCAACGGGAUCCCGGGCGCUGCAGUUUGCUAGGCGGCUCUCCCCAGGCGCCGGCCGCGGAGACACCCUUCCCUGAACCCCAGCUUUCGGGCCGCCGGCUCGCCGCGCACCAGGAGCCGGCGGACAGAAGAGCGGCCAAGCGGCGCGAGGCUGGGGGCCCGCGGGCGCGGCCGCGCACUGCCGGGCGGGAGGCUGGGGGGCCGGGGCCGGGGCCGUGCCCCGGAGCGGGUCGGAGGCCGGGGCCGGGGCCGGGGGGCGGCGGCUCCCGGCUCGGCUCCAGCGGCUCGGGGUGCCCGGCAGGGCCCCGGAGGGACCAUGGCAGCCGGGAGCAUCACCACGCUGCCCGCCCUGCCCGAAGACGGCGGCAGCGGCGCCUUCCCGCCCGGCCACUUCAAAGACCCCAAGCGGCUGUACUGCAAAAACGGGGGCUUCUUCCUGCGAAUCCACCCCGACGGCCGAGUGGACGGGGUCCGGGAGAAGAGCGACCCUCACAUCAAACUACAACUUCAAGCAGAAGAGAGAGGAGUUGUAUCUAUCAAAGGAGUGUGUGCUAACCGUUACCUUGCUAUGAAGGAAGAUGGAAGAUUACUGGCUUCUAAAUGUGUUACGGACGAGUGUUUCUUUUUUGAACGAUUGGAAUCUAAUAACUACAAUACUUACCGAUCAAGGAAAUACACCAGUUGGUAUGUGGCACUGAAACGAACUGGGCAGUAUAAACUUGGAUCCAAAACAGGACCUGGGCAGAAAGCUAUACUUUUUCUUCCAAUGUCUGCUAAGAGCUGAUUUUAAUGGCCAUGUCUAAUCUCAUUUCACAUGAAAGAAGUAUAUUUUAGAAAUUUGUUAAUGAGAGAAAAAGAAAAUAAAUGUGUACAGCUCAGUUUAGAUAAUUGGUCAAACAACUUUUUAUCCAGUAAUAAAAUAUGUAACCAUUGUCCCAGUGAAGAAAACUAACAAAAAUUG